UGAGCGUGCGAGCAUACACGCGCAACGCUCGCCGACGCGUUGAUAUAGAUCACUGCCACCAGAGCGCGGGCGCAGAGGUGCGCUCGCGACGCCUGCGCACAAAUGAGAGCUCUCCUCCGGCUGCUGGCACUCUGCUUGCUUUCUACUGGCGCGCGGGCGUUCGUUUGGCCGCAUGCCUCGACAAGGGGCGGGCGCGGUCGGUCCGCGUCGGCCGCGUCGGCCUCGGCGCCCAGCGAAGACGAAGAGGGUCUCAUGGUGACGAUCGCGAAGGUGCGGCGGCCGCUCGGAGUGAUUCUCGAGGAGCGCGAGGGCGGCAGCGGCGUCGAGGUGCUGGACAUUGACCCGCGCGGAAACGCCGCCGGCGAGGAUGUCUUGGUCGGCGACCGCGUGCUCAUGAUCGACGCCCAGCAAUGCGGCGAUGAGGGCUUCGACGCCGUCGCGGGCCGGAUCGGCGCUUCGGCGGGGGACCGCGUCGAAUUGACGCUGGGUCGGAGGAUCGGCACUGUGCGCAUCAUUUGGCCCAAUGGGGCGCAAUCAGGCGCGUUACCGGGCGAGCCGCUCCAGGAGCUCGCCCUGAAAGCAAGGUACCCGGUAAAGUACGCCUGUACGUCCGGGUCGUGCGGAACCUGCGAGCACAGGUUGAGAACGCCGGGCGACGAUAUUCGGUAUACGCGCCUAUGCGUCGCGCGGGUGCCGAAGGGCAAGGAGGUCGCCCAGGUCCUGCCGGGGGACCGGUUCUAG
Messenger RNA from Pelagomonas calceolata, 741 nucleotides. Lineage: Eukaryota; Pelagophyceae; Pelagomonadales; Pelagomonadaceae. The record is from the annotation of a GenBank genome assembly.